AUGGCGUCCUCAUCGAAUCCAUACCAGCACUAUGAUGAACCACAUGUAGAAGAAGACGAAGACCUGAUAGACCCCGAUGAUGGUACACACCUUUCCAAUCCUAUCCACCCCUCCCCUCCUCUCUACUACUCUCAGAAACUAACUACCAACCCACCAGCCAACCUCGACGAUCUCGAUGACCCCCUCCAACCCACCUCCUCCCGCGCCCCCCUGACCGGCAACAUCAACACAGGCAACACCUCGACCUCCCGCCCCCUCAACGAAUCCUACCUAACCUCCCGCGUCCCCGGCGAAGACCGCCGCGCGCCCACCGACACAAUCGACGAGUCCGUCUGGGAUACCCUGCACCGCGACCUCCUCGCCGUCUGGAUUAAGAUGCGCGAAGUGCUGUACCCGAAAUACCUCUUCGGCGGCUCGAUGCUCGAGAACACGACGUCCUUCCGCGGCGCCUACGAGAAUAUCCGCGGUGCGGGCAUCAGUGGUGCGAGAGACGAGCUUGUCGGGUUGGCGGGCAGAGCGAUUGAUCCGGAGCAUUUGCUGGCGCAGGCGAAUAUGAGUGAGGGGCUGCGGGACUGGGAUCUUUGGGGCCCGUUGGUAUUUUGCUUGUUGUUGAGUUUGCUGCUUAGUUUUACGGCCAAUACGGAUCAGAAGAGCUUGGUGUUUUCGGGAGUUUUUGCCAUGGUAUGGAUUGGGGAGGCGGUUGUUACGCUGCAGAUUAAGUUGUUGGGAGGGAAUAUCUCGUUCGCUCAGAGCGUUUGCAUUAUUGGGUAUACUUUGUUCCCAUUAGUCAUCGCUGCGCUGCUUUCGGCUAUCGGGAUCCCGAUGAUUCCUAGGAUACCUGUUUAUCUGGUUCUGAUCGCCUGGUCGCUGGCAGCGGGUGUUAGUAUUCUUGGUGGAAGUGGUGUGGUUAAGAACAGAGUUGGUAUUGCGGUUUAUCCACUUCUCGUUUUCUACGUAGGGCUGGGAUGUUUAUGUUUCAUCAGCUAA
This is a messenger RNA of Lachnellula hyalina, 987 nucleotides long. RefSeq names its product Protein YIP4. The record is from RefSeq and is a predicted model, not a curated record. The transcript has 2 exons. Gene Ontology annotation, biological process: endoplasmic reticulum to Golgi vesicle-mediated transport. Gene Ontology annotation, cellular component: trans-Golgi network; membrane. Bases 1 to 987 code for a protein of 328 amino acids. Lineage: Eukaryota; Fungi; Ascomycota; Leotiomycetes; Helotiales; Lachnaceae.